This is a messenger RNA of Capsicum annuum, 1953 nucleotides long. RefSeq names its product cytochrome P450 86A22. The record is from RefSeq and is a predicted model, not a curated record. NCBI's taxonomy places the organism in Eukaryota, Viridiplantae, Streptophyta, Magnoliopsida, Solanales, Solanaceae. Gene Ontology annotation, molecular function: oxidoreductase activity, acting on paired donors, with incorporation or reduction of molecular oxygen; heme binding; monooxygenase activity.
GGAGUUUUUUUUGUUCUAGUGUGAGUGAAAUGGAGGUAUCAACAGGCCUGAUGAUUGUAUCAAUUGUAGCAGGCUAUUUACUAUGGUUCAAGUCCAUUACAAAAUCCAUGAAAGGGCCCAAAGGCCCAAAAAUGUGGCCCAUUGUUGGAAGUUUACCCGGCCUGCUUGAAAACGGUAACCGGAUGCAUGAAUGGAUAUCCGAAAACCUUCGGGUCUGCACCGGUACAUACCAAACUUGCAUAUGUGCAAUUCCAUUUUUAGCCCUCAAACAAGGUCUCGUGACAGUCACGUGCGAUCCAAAAAAUUUAGAACAUAUAUUAAAGUCUAGGUUUGAUAAUUACCCCAAGGGUCCCACUUGGCAAGCGGUGUUUCAUGAUUUGUUAGGUGAGGGUAUAUUCAAUUCAGAUGGUGACACGUGGCUAUUCCAGCGCAAGACGGCUGCGCUGGAAUUCACCACGCGGACCCUGAGGCAAGCCAUGGGUCGUUGGGUGAAUCGAGCCAUUAAGAAUAGGUUUUGUCCUCUACUUGAAAUGGCUCAGGUUCAGGGCGAGCCGAUUGAGCUGCAGGAUCUUUUGCUGAGGCUUACCUUUGAUAACAUUUGUGGUUUGACUUUUGGCAAAGACCCCGAGACGCUCUCUCCAGGUCUACCCGAAAAUGCAUUUGCCACGUCAUUUGAUCGAGCCACUGAAGCCUCGUUGCAUCGGUUCAUUAUACCCGAGUUCAUUUGGAAGUUGAAGAAGAUGUUGGGGCUUGGAAUGGAGGUUAGCCUGAGCCGGAGCUUGAAACAAUUGGAUGAUUACAUGACCGAUGUGAUCGAUACACGUAAGCUGGAGCUGGUGAAUCCUCGGGAUGGCGGGCCCCAGCACGACGACUUGCUGUCUAGGUUCAUGAAGAAAAAGGAAUCCUACUCUGACAAGUUCCUCCAACACGUGGCGCUCAAUUUCAUCCUGGCUGGACGUGACACAUCAUCCGUGGCAUUGAGCUGGUUCUUCUGGCUAGUCAGCUUGGACCCUAGGGUGGAAGAAAAGAUACUGGUCGAGCUCUGCACUGUCCUUGCAGAGACACGUGGCGACGACACGUCAAGGUGGCUGGAAGAGCCACUAGUGUUUGAAGAGGUGGAUCAGUUGACAUACCUCAAGGCAGCUUUAUCAGAAACCCUAAGACUUUACCCGUCAGUCCCAGAGGACUCGAAGCAUGUCAUUUCUGAUGACUAUUUGCCGGAUGGCACGUUCGUGCCGGCAGGUUCAAACAUCACAUAUUCCAUAUACUCAACCGGGCGAAUGAAAUUCAUCUGGGGCGAAGAUUGUUUAGAAUUCAAGCCAGAGCGCUGGUUGUCACAAGACGGUAACAAGUUUCAGGUUCAAGACGCAUUCAGAUUCGUCGCAUUCAAUGCAGGACCAAGAAUCUGUCUAGGCAAAGACUUAGCCUACUUGCAAAUGAAAUCAAUAGCAGCAGCAGUCCUACUCCGACACCGGCUCGCGGUGGCACCGGGGCACAAGGUGGAACAAAAGAUGUCACUGACAUUGUUCAUGAAAUAUGGUCUUCUUGUGAAUGUCACCCCUAGGGACUUGACACCAAUUUUAGCCAAAAUUAACCACACCAAUAUGGCAGUAAAUGGGAUUGCAGUUACAAGUCAAAAUUAAAUUGUUUAUGAUACACUAGUAAUAUGGUUAAAAUAUAUACUGAAAGUUAUUUUCACGACGAGCUACUUUGAUCAUAUGAAAAAUGUGGCUUAACUAUAACACAAAUAAGGUUUAUAUCAGGUUCUUAUUUGUUCUACAGUAUACCUCAUGUAUAACUUUUUGCCAAAGUUGGAUAUUACACCUCAACUUUUUUUUCUCUUUAUCACCCUUUCAUUUUCCAUAGUCAAUACAUUAUAGUAUAUGGUUAUAUAUAGAUAAUGUACUUUAGUUUUGUGAAAAUAAAAUUAAUAUACAAGUACUUGUGAUUUUA